Molecule: messenger RNA, 492 nt
Organism: Diachasma alloeum
Lineage: Eukaryota; Metazoa; Arthropoda; Insecta; Hymenoptera; Braconidae
Exons: 2
Coding region: 5-433 (142 amino acids)
Source: RefSeq, a predicted model, not a curated record
GAAAAUGUUUCGCUUGAAAUUUUUUGUGCUCUCAGUAAUUCUGACAAUUGAACUCGUGAAUUCGCGAGUUCUCUAUCUGGACACCCCGCGGAGCAACUACUACCCGGUUUAUCCGGAUGAAGCCGGCACCGAACAGGCUUCCAGGGAUUUAGACGUGACGUUUUCCGCGGGGGAGUCUGGCGAGACCGAGGAGCAAGUUUAUCCCCCGAGGAAGACAAUCAUCUACCCACCAUCAGAGCGGUCCAUCUACGAUCUGGGCAGCGACUUGGACCGGCCAAUCUACUAUCGCGCCCCAGAAUUUCCAGUGCGAAGAAUUCUCUACGCUGAACCGCCCUCCGAACGAAAUCAUAAAUUAAUGAGGCUAAAUAACCCCCACAAGGGGGAGGUCGUCCUCGAGCUUCGAGUCAUCGCUAAUAACAACAAUGGAAUAUAAACGACGGGAGAAUAAUUAUCCACGAAUCAUCAAUGUUUGGGGAUUGAUGAGUUAUUGAU